Molecule: messenger RNA, 1579 nt
Organism: Cuscuta epithymum
Lineage: Eukaryota; Viridiplantae; Streptophyta; Magnoliopsida; Solanales; Convolvulaceae
Source: the annotation of a GenBank genome assembly
AUCCUUGUUCAAAUAUUGCAAUUUGUGUGCCUCGGGAAAGCAGAAACCCCCAGAUCCCGAUCAAAGCUGUUUUCCAUCAUGCCUAGCUCCAGUCGAGAUAAAGCUGCAGAAAGCGAACUGCCGGAAGGGAUAAAGGAAAGGAUUUUGGAGCGGAUGCCCACUCGAGACGCCGCCCGAAGUGCUCUGCUCUCAACUCAGUGGAGGGAUGCUUGGCACCGCCAAGGGCGGCUCAUCUUUGGCAGGGCCUUCUUCAACUCCGUUGAAAACAGUAAAUUUUCUCGGGACGGCCGCCUGUCUGCGGUAAGCAUAAUAAACAACAUUCUCCUCCUCCGGGCAGCACCUAUAAAGAAAUUCACCUUAAACAUAUAUCGCUCAUAUGUCCUGCCGCCGCCGAAACAGUCUGAUAUAGACCGGUGGUGUCUUUUUCUUUCAAGAAACGGCGUUGAGGAACUUCACCUCUCUGCUCGUUAUGCCGGACAAAAGUAUAAGGUACCAUCCUGUCUAUUGUCAUGCAAGACCAUCAAGCAACUGACACUUGAUCGUUUCGUUUUUUACUUGCCGGCAAAUGCUCCCUGUAUGUUCUCCGGGCUGACGUCGUCAAAUUUCAGAAGGGUUGAGUUCAGGGGUAAAGAUAAGAGACUGGUCUUUAGCAUGCCCAAGCUUGAGAAGCUGGAUAUAUAUACGUGUGCUGGUAUUCCUAAUUUUGUCGCCAAAGCUCCCAAUCUUAAAAGUUUGUCUCUAUUUGGUUCUCUAGGGAGGACUGGGAGCAGAUUGCUCAGGUUCCAUUUGAGCUCCAUUAGUACCCUACAUCUCUGUUUGGAGAGGGCUGCUGCGAUGGCCUCAGUCUUCCCAACUGAGGCAAUAAAUCUGCAAGAACUCAAGCUUGAUGGCUUCAAUUUUGGUUUUAACUACCAUCUUGCCUUUGUGGUCAAAUUACUUAAAAAGUCCCCCAAGCUAUGUGUGCUGCAGAUUAAUGUUCAGGAAGGUUCUGAAAAUGCAGAUCCAACACUUUUGGAGGAUCUUAGUAAAGAGGAUUUGAGGAUGCUUGAGACCGUGAAACUCGACGAGUUUACAGGAACCCAAAUCGAAAUGUGCCUUGUGAGAUUGUUACUCUCAAAUUCGCCUGCACUCCACCACGUUGUCAUUCGUGAAGCUAUAGAUAUCAAUGAGUCUUUGGCUUCAAAGGCCCCAAAGAAACUGUUAAGCUUUCCUCGUUCGUCUCCGAAAGCACAAAUUGUCUACAAGGACGACUACAAACCCCUAUAAAAGAAAGAUCUUGUGGCAUGUUAACAAGUUUUCGACUUCUGGCCCACCUUAUGGGAAUAUUUUGCCAGUUAAUUUGACCGGCCUUGUGGUAUGAUAGUUUUUGCCAGACAUGUAUCGAAAAAGUUAAAACAACCAUGCUAGGGGUACACAAGUUGUACACAAGUUGUACACAAAAUGUCGGUCACAGACAAUUGGUACGGAAUUGUCUGUGGUCACAGACAAGAGUUGUCUGUGUACACAAACAAAUUUUGUCUGUAUCCACAGACAUUUACUUUUUUGUAAAAAGUACGCUGACAGCCGCCUGACACUGACA